This is a messenger RNA of Elaeis guineensis (African oil palm), 836 nucleotides long. Its product is annotated as ubiquitin-conjugating enzyme E2 variant 1D. The record is from RefSeq and is a predicted model, not a curated record. Lineage: Eukaryota; Viridiplantae; Streptophyta; Magnoliopsida; Arecales; Arecaceae.
UCCAACCCUAGAGCUCCCACCAUCGCCCUUUAUUCCUUCCAAGCCUUUAGGCCCCGCCAUCCCUAAUUCGGCUUUUGGUUCCCCUUUUUAUUUUUCUCCCAUUAUCGUCUCUCUCUCUCUCUCUCUCUCUGAUCUCGAUCUCUUCGAUUUCUUCUCGAUCUCGGCGUUCGUGAACCGAAAUCUUCCUCAGCGAUGACGAUCGGAUCAGGAGGAUCAAGCGUUGUGGUACCUCGGAACUUUAGACUGCUAGAGGAACUUGAACGUGGAGAGAAGGGCAUUGGAGAUGGCACAGUUAGCUAUGGGAUGGAUGAUGGAGAUGACAUUUACAUGCGUUCUUGGACGGGUACCAUAAUUGGUCCACAUAAUUCAGUACAUGAAGGUCGUAUUUAUCAGUUGAAGCUCUUCUGUGAUAAAGAUUACCCUGAGAAACCUCCAAUUGUCCGCUUCCACUCACGGAUCAAUAUGACAUGCGUUAACCAUGAAACUGGAGUGGUUGAACCAAAGAAGUUUGGCAUUCUGGCAAAUUGGCAGAGAGAGUACACCAUGGAAGACAUAUUGGUACAGUUGAAGAAGGAGAUGGCAGCACCGCACAACCGGAAGCUUGUUCAGCCCCCUGAAGGUACCUUCUUCUAGUGGAUUAGUAUAAUCAUUGCUUGUCCUACAAAUGUCAAGGACCCAAGGACUGCCUCGUGUGGAUCCCUGUAUUCAGGUUGCACCAUUUUCAUUUUAUGUUUAACUGCAUUGCAGUCAGGAUGUUUUAAAUAGGAUCGCUUAUGCUCAUGUGGGUGAAAAACAUGAUCAUAUUUAUGACUAAUAUAUGCAUAAGCUUUCCAGAA